Molecule: messenger RNA, 954 nt
Organism: Exophiala bonariae
Lineage: Eukaryota; Fungi; Ascomycota; Eurotiomycetes; Chaetothyriales; Herpotrichiellaceae
Exons: 2
Coding region: 1-954 (317 amino acids)
Molecular function (GO): protein binding
Source: RefSeq, a predicted model, not a curated record
AUGUCUACAACAGCAGUGGUACCAACGGCGGAACUCCAUAAGACGGUGGAAGAGCCGAAACCUCUUGUCGAACCCACUCUGCUGGACCUGCUGAUGGGUCUGCCCGAGGAAGUGUUGAAUGUGAUAUACUCAUUUCUCGAUAUCGUAAGCUUAGAGCGAUUCUCCCGAAGCAGCAAGACAUUCAACGACAUGACCGCCGCAUUCAUGUUCCAGAAGAUCCAUGUCAUGGACUUCACCAUGAUCUACAGGAUCCGGGUGCCAGACUGGAAAUGCAAACUCCUCUUGCAGGAGAUGAGCGAGUGCUCCCGAUUGCGAUACACAACAGAAGUCCUCUACCUGCCACAAGAAAUCGCAGCAUCGCCGAGAUACUUCUCACUCUUCAGGAAAUGUGUUCCAAACCUCACAUACCUCUGCACCAGCGGGAUGCGGCUCCGCCUCACCCAGUCGACAGUGUUAGUUCUCCAGCUACCAGGGCUCGGCGUAGACGAAAAGCCUAUGGACGCGAUAAACCAGCUCGCAAUACUCCUCACGCACAUGCCAAAGGUGCGUACCGUCGAACUGCCACACCCGAUGAGCGCCAACCUCUAUCCGGAACCUUUAACGACCGAAGGCGAUUUCGAGACUGAGGCGGCCGCGCAGAGAACGCACUUUCAGGGGCGCGCAGCCCGCAUCCUGUCCACCAAGUAUCGACACAUCCAACACGUCGGCGUCCAGCAGGUCAUAUACCCAGAGGACUUACACGAUGUCAAACCCGUGGUAAGUUAUCGGUUAACACCACCACCUCCAAAAAUACCAACGCCUCCUCGGCCUGACCCUGCCCCUGUGUUGGACCACCAGAUCGUCGAUGACCGGGACGAAAUGAUGCGCCAAUUCCGUCUCCAGCAGGUGUCAGCAUGGGACCAUCCCCCCAACCAACGCAGGCGGCAAUUUAUCCGUAGAGAGCAUGUUGACUAA